Molecule: messenger RNA, 5846 nt
Organism: Pecten maximus
Lineage: Eukaryota; Metazoa; Mollusca; Bivalvia; Pectinida; Pectinidae
Product: F-box/LRR-repeat protein 3-like
Exons: 2
Coding region: 343-1788 (481 amino acids)
Molecular function (GO): protein binding
Source: RefSeq, a predicted model, not a curated record
GACGCAUACCGUUGCUAUUUUUACAUUUGACAGUUCAUGUGCCAAAUGAUGUUUAUAUAUAGAAUUUAGGCUCAUUGAAUCAAUGUUAGGGAAGAAACUAUAGGAAAGAAGUGCCAUGGAGCGAAAUUUCGGCGCAUUCCACAUCAAACUUAGCUCUGCAUAUCACUGCUCCCAGGAAGUUGUGUAACUUAGUAGAUCUGCUGUAGGCCUACUGUUCUGUGUGACACAAACAGCUUCCUUGAGAAAUGGAAAGAGAAUCAGAUGAAGUUUCUGGAGUCCAUCCUCCAAACUGUGAAGACAAAUCAGAAACUGAAGAAGAUGGCUACUGUGCUAUGAAAACCAAUGAUACAGUUGAAAGGGAAGGAACCCAGUCCACUGCUGACAAUGAGGAAUGCCAGGACUCAGGGUCCAGAUUUCAGUCAACUUCCAGAGGUUGUUUGGGUGGAAGUAAUGAGUUAUCUCCCCCUCCACCAACAAUAUGUAGUGUCCCAAACAUGCCAAGCCUUGUACGAAAUUUUCAAUCACCCAAGCUUGUGGCACACUAUGAAGAUCCACCUGUUUGGAUGUACUGACAAUUAUUCCCAUGCCAUCAGAUCUAGGAUUUUUAUUCCUCAUAAAUAUAUCAAACUUAUCAACAGGUUUGGUAAAUUUUUCAAAAAGCUUACUCUAACUGUAACUGAAUAUCUAAACCAAUUCCCAGAGGAGUGGAUCAGUAUCAUGCAGGAGCUUAGUAAGCAGUGUCGUCUGGAGAGCUUGACCUUGGAGAUAGGAAGGUUGACCUCCUAUUACCACAUUGACGGAUACCAGCCAUUAGUAAAAGAUAUCACAGCAUUGUUGUCCUUUAUUCAACAUGCUGUUCGAUUAAAGCAUUUCCACAUCAAAUCAUGGCCAAUGUAUCCGCACAGCCUAUCAAACCAAGAUUUGAACAUCUUUGAAGUAAUUCUCAAAAACCCAAAAUUGAAAGACCUGAAAACUCUCAGUCUUUUCUGGUGCAAGGCUACAGAAUGGUCUGAGAGAAUGCCGAUCCUUCCCUCCCCUGAGUCAAUGCUACCACUUAUAUGCAAUUUUCAGCACCUGAAACAGCUGAGCUUACGAUCACCAAUGCUGGAUAAAGAUAUCAUACUAGAACUGUCUAAGCCAGGGCGCUCUAAGCUGAAACUUCUACAGGUUUUUGUGCACUUCUGUCCACAAAAUGAAAACUUCAAAAUACCAGAAAUUGCUUCCUCACAUUGGAAACAGUUUGUGCUGGCUAACCCAGAGGUGGAGAUGGAAUGCACACUAUUGGCCAGAACUCCUCAUCUAGAAUUAGCAUCCAUGUUGAAAACAGAUUGUCCACUCACUGCAAUCACAUUCAUGAAAUUUUCAAAAUGUGAUUCCCAAAUUAUAACUUCCUUGAAUGAUAUGUACUACAGAAGUUUGAAGAAGUUUGCAUGCUACUGUGAUCCAUCAUGCAAAGAAAAUGAACUUGUCUCCCUUGCUAUGAGAUCUCCAAAUCUGAAUCAUUUUGUAUACUAUGGAUCUCUUGGCUGUGAAUCAGUUGAAAAACUGGCUCAACUCCGUGGUACUUGUUGGAAUGAAUUUGUUAUUCCCAAUAGCUGUAUAACAGUCCAAGAUGCACUGUCAUACGAUGAGGAUGAUGACAGAGUUAUUGCCCCUGGUGAAGAUGGACAGUAUUAUCUUGUGGGUAUUGCAAGGUUUCAUCAGCUAGUACACCCCGACUCGCAGCGGAAACAAGAAAUGCAGGACAAAGUGUCCGAAGCCUUGGGAUACAGUUGGAAACCAAUAUGAAGUACUAUUUCUUUAACAUUGUUUUACAAUAUUAACCUUUCUGAUCUUUUAGCUUGUUGUUUUAUUUUUAUAAGGGUUUCUCAACACAGUAUAUCUUCCAUCCAUUAUAGAACAGGAAAUGGGUAUAACAAGACAAGCCAAAUGUUUAAAAAACAUAUUGUACAUGUGAUUAAUUAAAAAUUCCUCAUCUACCUCAUUGUCCACAGCUACCAAAUAUGUACAGUAUGUGUCACAUCUGUCAAAUGUUUAGAUUUUAAAUGGUAUUUGACAUUGUAGUGGGCAUUCAACUUUAUUAUGGAUUUAAGGUUAAACAAUUUUGCCGAAUCCAAAUUUAAUAAUAUUGACUUGAAAUCGGGAAUACUUCCCACUUGCAGAUGUAUGAGCUCAUGGGAUGGAAGACUUACAGAAAGUUUGAAUGAACAGUUGACCUUGCAGUUUCAGAUUGUUAAUUAGAGUUGCUAAUCAAAUAUACAGUUUACUAUUUUUAACUGAAAUCCUUUUUAGUUUUGAAGUUCAGAAGAAAUAUUGCUAUACAUCUGGCAUCCAUAGACAGCUAGGUUAAAGUUUUUUUUAAACAGUGUUGUGUCAAUACUAAUGAGGAUACAGCUGAGGUAUUUCUAGUAAAAUUUUCUACUAUAUUUGUUGAAUCACUGACCUUGACCAUGGCCUUUGACCUACUUUUAAAAAAAAAUUAACCUUGGCCACAAUAUAUUUGACAUGUGUAUUCCUUGUCGCAAGCUUGCCUAUAGCUAUACAGUGUUUAUAUUGUUGUUUUUAUGUGGAUGCAUGUUCUUUAAGUAUUUAUUAUAUUGUGUUUGUUUACAUGUUAUUGUGUGGUAUUAUAUAACAUAUAACUUGUAGCCAAAUGGUAAAAACAUUUACAUGUACUCAUACUCGUUAUACACAUUUUAUGCUCAGGCUCAAAUAGUUUUUGUGAUAGAAUUUGAUAUCCGAAUUAUUUUGGAAAGACUUACAGGGAGAUAUUAUAUUCAAUGUUCUUCUUUUAAACUGCAAUUUCAUAAUUUAAGCAAGUUUAGUUAAAGUUGUGUUGAGCACAACUUAUAGCUGAACAUAACAUGGUAUAAGUUCUUGCCUGGUGUAAAAUACUUUCUUUGUUGUAUUUACAUAAUACUUUAUAACAUAAAACAUCUGUUGUGUAUAAAUUUCAUUAUUUUCGUGGUUGCUAUGUUACCACAAAUAUAUACAGUAUAUAAAUACAACUAAUAUUGUUGUAUGUAUUAUUAUUGUUGCAUGGGCUAACCCUGAAAGUUUGUACCCAUGAAAUAAUUUGAAAGCACCAAACCAGGAAAGAAAGAAGACACAACCCGAUUUCAUGUUAUACAGUACAGCGAUAGACAUGUGUUUACCUGUUAUACAGUACAGCGAUAGACAUGUGUUUACCUGUUAUACAGUACAGCGAUAGACAUGUGUUUACCUGUUAAUACAGUACAGCGAUAGACAGGUGUUUACCUGUUAUACAGUACAGCGAUAGACAUGUGUUUACCUGUUAUACAGUACAGCGAUAGACAUGUGUUUACCUGUUAUACAGUACAGCGAUAGACAUGUGUUUACCUGUUAUACAGUACAGCGAUAGACAUGUGUUUACCUGUUAUACAGUACAGCGAUAGACAUGUGUUUACCUGUUAUACAGUACAGCGAUAGACAUGUGUUUACCUGUUAUACAGUACAGCGAUAGACAGGUGUUUACCUGUUAUACAGUACAGCGAUAGACAUGUGUUUACCUGUUAUACAGUACAGCGAUAGACAUGUGUUUACCUGUUAUACAGUACAGCGAUAGACAUGUGUUUACCUGUUAUACAGUACAGCGAUAGACAGGUGUUUACCUGUAAUACAGUACAGCGAUAGACAUGUGUUUACCUGUUAUACAGUACAGCGAUAGACAUGUGUUUACCUGUUAUACAGUACAGCGAUAGACAGGUGUUUACCUGUUAUACAGUACAGCGAUAGACAGGUGUUUACCUGUUAUACAGUACAGCGAUAGACAUGUGUUUACCUGUUUGAUUUCUGUGUAGUGUGGAACAUGUGAGUUUGGAACAUGUGAGUUAUACUUUUAUAACAUGUUAUAAGUUAUACAUUUCAUAGCUGUGAUCGUCAGUACCACUGACAAGUCCUACAUUGGUUCACUGACCAUACAUGUAUGAUAAACUUUGAUUGGCUUUAUACAUUACUAAAUAUUUAACGAGUGUGCUUCUGUGAUUUGUAUUUAAGUGCUAAUUAUUUUACAGACAUUGGUCUGAUUGCUGCUAUUGCGGUGGAAUUUUAGUCUCACUGUUAGUUAUCUUGUUUCUCUCCUUCGCGGACACACAUUAAUGUAUCUCAUUAACCCUAGUGUAUCUCAUUAUCACUGUUAGUUAUCUUGUUUCUCUCCUUCGCGGACACACAGUAAUGUAUCUCAUUAAUCCUAGUGUAUCUCAUUAUCACUGUUAGUUAUCUUGUUUCUCUCCUUCGCGGACACACAGUAAUGUAUCUCAUUAAUCCUAGUGUAUCUCAUUAUCACUGUUAGUUAUCAUGUUUCUCUCCUUCGCGGACACACAGUAAUGUAUCUCAUUAAUCCUAGUGUAUCUCAUUAUCACUGUUAGUUAUCUUGUUUCUCUCCUUCGCGGACACACAGUAAUGUAUCUCAUUAAUCCUAGUGUAUCUCAUUAUCACUGUUAGUUUUCUUGUUUCUCUCCUUCGCGGACACACAGUAAUGUAUCUCAUUAAUCCUAGUGUAUCUCAUUAUCACUGUUAGUUAUCUUGUUUCUCUCCUUCGUGGACACACAGUAAUGUAUCUCAUUAAUCCUAGUGUAUCUCAUUAUCACUGUUAGUUAUCUUGUUUCUCUCCUUCGUGGACACACAGUAAUGUAUCUCAUUAAUCCUAGUGUAUCUCAUUAUCACUGUUAGUUAUCUUGUUUCUCUCCUUCGUGGACACACAGUAAUGUAUCUCAUUAAUCCUAGUGUAUCUCAUUAAUCCUAGUGUAUCUCAUUAUCACUGUUAUUUAUCUUGUUUCUCUCCUUCGUGGACACACAGUAAUGUAUCUCAUUAAUCCUAGUGUAUCUCAUUAAUCCUAGUGUAUCUCAUUAUCACUGUAGUCCAAUAAUUUGAACAUGUAUGUAUUUCUUGCAAUCCGUAAUUUGACUUUUUAUUUCUUUUCUCAGGGAUAACAAAUAUUUCCACAAGAUACUUUUGAAAAAUUUCAAUGACAACCGGAAAAAAUGAAGAUAAUCAGCAAAAUUUAGAGUGAUCUAAAACCCAAGAAAACUGAUAUCCCUGUUUGAAGUGAAAAUCUUGUGCAAGUUUUGGAAUGCAGUUCAAUGAUAUACUUUAAACGUGCUUAAUUCAACACAGUCAAAGUCAAUGCCACAAACACAGACAAAUUAAUGUAAAAUAUGAUUUAUAUGUGUGGACAUGAUAUAGCUCAGUUGGGAGGUUCAACCCUGGAAAAGUCAUCUUUUCAAAAUUCAGACAGGUUUCUCCCUCAGAUACAAAUACUGACUUCCAAACAUUCAGAUUCCAGCUAGUUUUCACAAAUUCAAGUACAAAUGUACCACUUUCACACACUGACAUUAAAAUUUCUCAUUGUGAUCAUUUAACCCAAGAGGAACUCCAUUAUUGUACUGAACGAUGACAGAAUUAUUGCGUAUUGUACUGAACAAUGGAUAGAGAUUUAUUACUUAUAUUUGUCCUGGAUGAUGAUAUUAAUUUGUAUACCAUUUGUGUUCUAAGUGUGUAUACUGACCAUUUCACAUACCAAUGUUAUACUGCAAGGAUGAAUAAUAUAUAUUUGUAUCUUGGAAAGCAUAUAGAGCGUUUUCCUAGAUAUCACAUCUCUGUUAAUUUACACAUAUUAAGUAGUAAUAUGAUAUUAUAUUUUAAAAUGGAUUGUUGGUAUUUAUUAAUAUAGUUAUUGUAAUAUCAUUAGUUAUGACAGAUGUUUUAAUUCUGUAAUAUUUACUAAUUUUGUCUGCAAGAAAUUAUAUGAUUGAGUGAGGAUGUAACAAUUACCUGUGGCAAGUCAACAAUGAGUACCUUUGUUAAUUAAAUAGUUCUAAAUCAA